CAGCCCGGCCACGCGGCCUCACACACACAACAACAAGUGUCGCGCCAACAUACUCACCGCGUUUCACUCGCGUGUACCUACUCACUUUCACUAAGCAGGGAUCCAACUCUGUAUUUGGAUGAACUACUAGGACCUAAAAGAAGUCGUGGGGUAAAUUUGUGCAAAAUGUCGAGUUUUGGAGGUACGGUUCUGAUCCCUGACUGAAGCGGUAGACGUAUUGUGUCGACUUCUUAUGUGAUUCAGUGAUGUAUAGUGAUCAUGUGAGUGUGUGAAUAGCAGACAAUAAAAGCCACCAUGUUGCCUACUAAUGUUAUGUCCUUCAUGAAGAAGAUGGUGGCGACAGAGGAUACGUCGAAUGCGGUGUCGGGCCAUAUGGAGACGCCCGGCACCUUCGGCAAGCUACGGCAGACCCUCUCUUCCUCGCUGCUCAACGCGCAGGACAAAGUGACCAAACUUGGACCCCGUGCAGCGGAAGUCGCGACUGAGCCUGCACCGACGCCGCCAGCUACGCAGCCGCCACCUGCGACAACCACUACACCAGCAAAAACUGAACGCGAGGCGGGAAAAGCUCCUUCUCGUGCCGGUGCGUGUCGGGUAUGCUUGAAGGCUUUGAAACCAGGAGAAGUGUUUCACACCUGCAACGGCUGCCAACAUCGCGUUUGCGAGGAUUGUUCUUCAUAUUCCAAGCCAGCUAGCGAUGAAGAAGCGAAUUCAUGGCAGUGUUCCGUCUGCCGACGCAAAGCAGCGCCGCGGCUUCCACCUUCAGCACAAGAUAGCACCGACUCUUUACUAGACGUGCCGGUGUUAGAAGCACUGCAGCGGCGGCAUUCAGAAGCACGUCUUGGCAGUGGCAGCAGCAGUAGUGCACUCGCGCCGCCGCGCUCUCCCGAGCUCCGUCGCCAUUCCGAUGUAUCACCUGCUUCAUUGAAGGAACUUGAAAAGUUAAAGGGCGGCGGCAGCACGACGCCAUCGGUAGAAUCCCGCCGACCCAGCACCGUUACGCCAGUCCGUCGGCGAUCGGUGCGCACUCCACGACAGCGCUCGUGCGAGGAUGACCAGCAAGCACCCGCACUAUCCAACUUACCAGCACCACCACCCAUGUCCAGAAGAUCUUCAGCAGUGGACGUAGUCUCAGGUGCACAAUCAAGACGUGGCUCAUACAGAGCACCAGAUGAGACUGAACCAUCCACACCACAAAUUUCUGGCCUGAGCGUUGACGAGGACAGACCUAUUAGACGCCGAGGCAGUCAAUUGCCGGAUAUAGCAGCAUUACAACAGAGGACAGGUGCGUUAAGUGCAAUGGCAGGAUUGUCAACUCGUGGAGACUCAUCGACGGACCCACCAUCUUCGGCGGCCCCGGCGCCCUCCGCUGCCGCGAUUGCCGCAGCGCGCCAGAUGUCGGUCGACGCAGAAGCCAUCAAAAUAGUGAUACACGAUGUUGACGACCGCUCCCCUAGGCGCGUCUCGCUACGGCGUGACCCUAAUGACAAAGGACACCGAUCACGUGGUUUCGGAAUGCGCGUAGUAGGCGGCAAACCAGAUGCGAGCGGACGGCGCGAAGCUGUCAUAGUUUGGACAGUUCCUGGGGGCCCCGCAGACCUCGCCGGUCUUCAACAGGGUGAUAAGGUAUUGGAAUGGGGUGGGGUGCCUCUAACAGAACGCAGCUUUGAGGAAGUGUGUGCAGUAUUGGAGCGCGGCGGGGAUAACGUGGAGUUACUGGUAGAGCCUGCGCCGCAGCUCGACGACUCUCCUGCCGCGCCCACGACUCACCACCAUCAUGCUCUAUAUGAACCGGAUACCGACAAAUCACCAUCGUCGCCGACCCGACGGAAAUUGCCGAAAACCCCGGAGCAAGAACGCGCAGAGCGUGCACGGGAGCGGCCGCCAGCGCGUGCACAAGUACAGGUGUGGUUCGAGAGCGAGAUGCGGAAGCUGGUGGUGGUGCUGAUCGCUGCCGACGACUUACCACCUCGGGACCACACGCUGGGUUACGGCGACGAGCCUGAAGCCUUUGCGAGGAUACGCUUGCUGCCAUCGCUUGAAAGUUGCCCUCCCGUGGAAACCGAUCCAGCCUCGGCAUCUUGCAGCCCCGUAUGGAACGCCACUCUAGGCUUUGGUGGGCUCACGGCCGAUUUGCUGGCAGGAAGGGCCUUAGAGCUCACCCUGUGGGACGCUUGCCCUGGUAUAGACCCAGUGCUGAUUGGAGAAUGCACGAUGGAGAUAGAGAAAGCGUCUGCCGAGGAUCGCCCGAUGUGGUGGAUCAUAGAGGAGCGCGGGCCACGAUCAGCAAACGCAUCGCCACGAGGCUCGCUGACAGGUGCGCGAUCGUUGCGCCGCGGGGACUUCGCCUCGCAGCGCUCCAUCUCAGAUGACGUAGACUCAAUAGGCGAGUGCGCGUCCCUACUCCAUCCAGACCACGCCUGGGUGGGCGGUUCUCGUCGCGGCUCCUCGCAAUCGGAAACCUUGGAAGUGGAAGUCUAUCAGCUAGGCAAGGAUUUCUCCCGCUCUCUACCUGGAUCGCGGCGAUCUUCAUUCCAGCAACAGGAAAAAGAUGCUGCAGGAGACGCAAGCCCUGGCGGGCCAUCACGGCGUGGGGAGCGCCGCCGUUCUUCCUGCGUCCGUCGCGAUCCGGAUGACAUCUUAAGGUCUCUCCGAGCCGUCAAAGGCGAACUUGGCCGUACGCUCUCGCUUUCGGGGUCCACGGCCAGGCGCACUGCGACGGGGCGCAAGGGCAGCAUGUGGGCGGCGGUGCCGGCGGCGGCGGCAUGCGACGCGCUGGCAGGUGACGAGGACGACGUCGUGCCUCUGGGGCCUGGACAGCUGCCACCGCGCAACGCCACCUUGCCACCGCUGCACGCGGAGAUCAAUAUCAGUAUCAUUAUGGUCAAGGGACAGUUGGAACUUGAGGCAAGUGAAGUUCUAGGGCGCACUUUAGUUGUGAUGCUAUGGCAGCGGUGCGGAGGUUUCGAACACAACCUCGCUUUAGGCGGCGCUGAAAUCUGGCUUGACAAACUGACUCUACCGCAGCGCACGUACGGCUGGUACCCGCUGUUCCCUGCGACUUCACUCGCCGAGCCUUCCGACUCGCCCGACUGAUCCAGAGAGCCGUCGCCGGAGCGCCGCAAUGACUAGGCCUCCCGACGGCUCUCAAAAACAACAAUAUUGAUAUUGUCUUUGUUAGCACAUGUGGCGAACGUAGUAGCCGAGGCCGUCAUGAUUUUGUAUCACAUGAUAUAAUAAAGCAAUAAAAUAAAUAUCUUUACACAUUGAUGGAACAAUAUCGCAAUAAUAUUAUCAUAGAUACAAUGGCACAAACUGCAUAUUACUGAUUCUGUUAAUUGGCACAAGGUUUGAUUUACCAUGGAAACCCAGUUUUGCAAUGAGAUUAACGAUUCGUGUUACAUAACCACCACAACGAUUGUGAUCUAAAACUAAGUUAACCAAUAAUACCAUCGAACUUCCUAACGUAGUGGUUUCAGUGUUAUGCGGUUAUUGUGCAAAAUAUGAUGGACUCUGUUCAUUACGGUGUGUAACGCUGCGCCCACAUUUAUUCUAAUCUCGUCCAUAACGCUGCCCUUGUUGUGAACAUUACGCAAGCAGGCUUUAUAAUUUCCCUGCCGGGAUAUAAUGUGUCGUGUACAUAACAUAUUUAACGUGUAUUUAAAUUUUAUUAAUGUAGAGUCCUUGCAACCACGAUAACAUUAUUUUAUGUUUUGCUCUAUUAUACCUAUUAUUUAUAUAUAAUUACUAAUGUAAUCAAUGUAUAACUAAGCAUUUUAAUGUCAUUGAUUGUUUAAAGCCUCAUUUAGGAUAUUUGAAAUAAAGUGGUCUUUUGGGCGGACCCAAGUGCAUCACUUAGAAAGUAGUAUCCACGAAAAGGAGCUUGUUUCAAUUUUCAAUUUAUAUAACAAAAAGCGCAAAUAUUUGACGUCAGUCUUUUCAAUGGCUUAUACAAAUUCUUGCAAUUGACUUUAAGACUACAGUAUUUUUUAAAUUGCUACAUAAGAUCAUUGAAACAAAGAAAUUUAUUCAACAUUGCUACAGGAUAACAACAAAACUUUAAUAUAAAAUAAAUGUAUAUGGUAAACAACUUUGAUAUGGAACGAUGUCAUACAUUUGCGCUUCACUAAUAAAAGAUAUGUAGUGUUAUUUUAUAAGUCAUUUAUGUAAUAUAAACAACGUAAAUUACAAGUCAUUUGCGGAAAUGUUUCAUAUAGUCUUCAUAUAAAAUGAUAAAACGAUCAACGUAGCAAAAAAUACAUAAAAAUUAUUUUAGUAGCACAAGAACCUCACGCUAAUACUUGUUACCAAACUCGCAAAACACGCGUCUUUCACUAACUCUUAAUAUACCGGCUAUAAUAGAUGUACGAUUCACGCUACUUGAAUUAUAGAGCACGUCGUAGAUACUUGUUACCAACGCCCCUUUAUAUCAAUACACCGGCCAUACUUGUGUACUUAACUUGACUUCCUUGUAGAUAUACUUAGAUUUCAAAUAUAUAUAAGUUGUAAUUCUAUAUGUACACUUUUUAAACCGGCACUAUAAAAUAACAUGUAAUAUAAAUAAUAUUCCCAUCUCAGAUAACCCCAACUUCGACACUUUGCCUUAUACGAUUAAUGAAAUUUCUAAAGUUAUUCUAGUAAGUAAGCGCGUCUAGAUACUAUUCUUCCAAGGUUGUGCUUUAGUGAAUUUCCCUAACGUAUACUUACAACUUGGUUUAUUAUUACGAACUUGCUAUUCUACAAAAUCUCUUUAUGAGCUUCGUUUUUUGUGUCAAAUGUUUACAAAUCUAUACGUACGUCUUUACAAACGUUGUUUUCCUAAAAUGUCUACGUACAGCUAUUUUCGUAAUAGUGUAAAAUUUAGAAUCAAUCUUUUAUAUAGCCUCUAGAUCGAGUCGAACGUACACAACCCUGACAAAUACAUAUUAAUCUCUUAAGAUAUAGCCAAAGUAAGUAGAUAUUUCGAUCUUUACAUUUAGUAGGACUCUUCCAAAUUACGAAAUUUCAAAUACAAUCACGUCAUUGAUGUACAUUAAAUUUAAGUAGAGACAAGUUUUUACUCUUUUAGAUAUCUCAUAGAGCUGAGCAAAACGUGUUGCGACCAGGCAACAAACAGAACUCCUCAUCGGACAUGCUACAGGCCUAGAUCCUUCACUUAGACGUACAAUUUUGUAUGUAGAUUAAACUUAUUAGUGAAAAGUAUAUUUUCAUUGUCAGUUACUCGAUGUUAGAUACGAAGUACAUAAUAUACAAUUUUUAAUAUAAUACUCCAUGUCGAAAUUGUGUUCUUCCUGUGCUAUCGUAGCUUAGUGUCUCGCCUGACAAUAUCUUACAAGUUUAUUCGUACAAAGCGACGACGACUUCUGUUACAAAACGGCCGAUGCACUCACGCCGCGCGUAACGCACUUUUAUAUAUAAAUACAUCGUCGCAUACUCGGCUAUGCAAAAAGCUAUACAAACUAUCACUUUUUGAAACCCUCUUUUAUCGACCUAAGGUACAAUUUUCAACAAAGAAUUUUGACAGUUUGUAUAACUCCAGCAGAGACGUGGUCAUUAACGUGGUUGUACAUUUCUAAAGAGAGAGAAACUUAACAAAUACUUCCCUAUUGAAUUAGAUAUACUAAGAUACUUACUGACAUUUGUUACAAAUGCCUAAAUAUUUAUUUUUACACUAUAAUUUUCUAUUCAGUAAAACUUUAAAUUAUUUAUACUAGGUAAUCAAUAUUAUAUCUGAAUAAAAAGCUGUGGACAAAGUAAACAUAUUUAUUUAACGAAUAUAUCAAUGAAAAUUAGAUAUUUAAAUAAAUGAUUUAUUAUCUAUUUCGACGAGACGUUGGAAUAGAUAGAAUCAACUUACGCUUACUAUCUCGAUAUAUUAGUGUAAACAAAGUAAUAUAGUAAGAGCCAUGUGUAAAAUCAUAUUAUCUAUAACGUAUGUGCCUCGACUAAACCCGAUACCAGUUAUUUUCACAUACAUAUCUGAGUAGUUGUUUCGAGUCGAGAUGGUCGUACCUACGUACUGUAACUGUCUAUGCAAAGCGUGAAUGAAUUCGUGUGAUAUGGUAUCGGAUAUCAUAUUUACCUAUCUUUCAUACUUUAUAGUGUUGUAUUGUUUCUUCUAGAUACAAAAAAGGAUCAGCACGAAGUUCCGUUUUCUUGAUAAACCCUGAGAAAUAUUUAGUUUUAAUAUAUGUAUCAUUUAAUACCUACAUAUUAUUGCAUCUACAACUCUUCCUCCUUAUCAUAACUAUUAGUAGCAGUAGAGCUCCCUCUGAAAGGGUUCGUCCAGGGAAGUACUGCCACCUUAUCUAUUUCUGCCGCCAAGCAAUAAUGUGAAUAUUACUGCG
Messenger RNA from Hyposmocoma kahamanoa, 6347 nucleotides. RefSeq names its product regulating synaptic membrane exocytosis protein 1 (gene Fife). The coding region runs from base 295 to 3096 and encodes 933 amino acids. The record is from RefSeq and is a predicted model, not a curated record. Gene Ontology annotation, cellular component: presynaptic membrane; cytoskeleton of presynaptic active zone. Gene Ontology annotation, biological process: calcium ion-regulated exocytosis of neurotransmitter; positive regulation of synaptic transmission; regulation of membrane potential. The transcript is spliced from 20 exons. Lineage: Eukaryota; Metazoa; Arthropoda; Insecta; Lepidoptera; Cosmopterigidae. Gene Ontology annotation, molecular function: transmembrane transporter binding; small GTPase binding.